AUGGCUGGAGAGUCUUUGGGGGAAAAAUAUGUCAGCAAGAUGUUGCGGGACUUGCCGGAGUCGAGCCUAGCGGAUGCAGUAAGGUCGUUGUAUUUCGAGGCUGAGGCAAGGAUUAAGGAUCAGGUUCACGGAUGCUCCGGCGAACUUUACAGAAUACAGAAGGAUUUUGUAAAGGAGCUCCAAGCAGAGAUUUUGGAGGAGAAGAUUGUCAUGAGACCGAAUUAG
This is a messenger RNA of Marchantia polymorpha subsp. ruderalis, 225 nucleotides long. NCBI's taxonomy places the organism in Eukaryota, Viridiplantae, Streptophyta, Marchantiopsida, Marchantiales, Marchantiaceae. The record is from the annotation of a GenBank genome assembly.